Molecule: messenger RNA, 1047 nt
Organism: Gilbertella persicaria
Lineage: Eukaryota; Fungi; Mucoromycota; Mucoromycetes; Mucorales; Choanephoraceae
Exons: 2
Coding region: 88-597 (169 amino acids)
Biological process (GO): FAD biosynthetic process
Molecular function (GO): FMN adenylyltransferase activity
Source: RefSeq, a predicted model, not a curated record
ACUAUAAAAAAAAGUACAGUCAGCAUCAUCAUUGGCUAAAAUCCCCCCCCUUUAUUUUUUCUCUUUCUUUCUUUUCUUUCUUUCAAUAUGACACCAGCAGCCUCCAACAUAGCAAUAAACUUGAAUCACGGCUGUACAGAUUCACCACUCGAUCCCAAAUUAGAAACAACACAACAUUACAACUUUAAGCAUAUUGAGCGCACUGUCUAUGAACUAGCCGAAAGUCCUCAUCCAUUAGGCCAAAGUGUCAAGACAGCCCUACAAGUAAUUGAACGAGCCUAUCAAAAAUACGGUUUGGAUUCAAUAGCACUUUCAUUCAAUGGCGGCAAGGACUGUACUGUCCUUUUACAUCUAGUAGCAGCUGUAUUAAGUCGUAUGGAAUACACUAAGCCAAUACGUACAGUGUUUGUAACUUAUCCUAAUCCUUUCCCUCAUGUGGAUGCGUUUGUCAAGGUGUGUAUUGAACGAUAUGGAUUAGACUGCGUAUAUAUUCCGGGGCCAAUGAAGGCAGCAUUACAGCAGUAUUUGGAUACUACGCAACCUACAAAGGCUAUCUUUGUCGGCAUUCGACGCACAGAUCCUUAUGCAGGUAAGUAGAGAUAUAUGAUCUUUUAGGUAUAUACGUAUUGACAGGCAACAGCCAAUCUUUCCCAUUUUGAACAGACAGAUAAAGAUUGGCCAGAUUUUAUGCGUGUCCAACCUAUUAUUGACUGGAGCUAUAAGCAUAUAUGGGAUUUCUUGCUUCAAUUAGGCAUCCCUUACUGUUCCCUUUAUGACCGAGGGUAAAGAAAGGAAAGGCAUAUGUGUUACUGAUACACUCUAUAGAUACACUUCUCUAGGAAGCAUGGAGAACACAUACCCCAAUCCCGAAUUAAAGGAUGAUACUCAACCUUGUGGAUUUAAACACGCUUGUGAACUACGAGAUGAAUUACACGAAAGAGAUGGUCGCAUUGGUUCUUCAAAAAAAUAAAAUGCAUUGUGUUACAUUUCUUUUUCUUUUUCUUUUUUUCAUUAAAGACAUGCUCAUCAAAGUGGAGCAAAAUAGAC